AUAGGACAGGACGGAGCCAGUGCUUUUCUAAUGUCUUGGAAGUUUGUAUCUUGGAGUGUCAUGUGAUGCUUUAGUUUGUGGAAUAUGGCUCAAACCUUGGCUAUUAAAACCCGACUGAGGAGAUCCCUCAGUGAGCAUGUGAAGGAUUCCACCAACAAGGCUCGGGACGUUUUCUGGAGGAGUGUGAGGGAGAGGCGACUGUGGGAGAUUGAAGCCAGGGAGGCCUGUGACUGGCUGAGAGCUGCCGGCUUCCCUCAAUAUGUACAGUUAUUUAAAGAUGGCAGGUUUCCAAUCGACACCGAGGCGGUGAAAGAGGAUCACAGCUUCCUGGAUAAAGAUUCUCUUGAUUCGCUAUGCAGACGGUUGCUGACCUUAAAUAAAUGCAUGGAAAUGAGACUGGAGCUUUGGAGAUCCAAACGCAGGGGAGAUGACUGGGAAGAGGAAGACUAUUGCACCAUCAGCCCAAAUUGGAUCUAUGACAAGCAGACCCAACAUUGGCGACGCAUUAAUUCCUCUGAGGAGAGCCCGGGGCCACGGGGCCCAUCGCCAUGCGAGGACCAUCAGGAUGUCUGCUCCAUCCACAGCUCCAGCAGCACAGAUAGCGAACGUCAUGAUGGUCACAGGGAACUGGUGUCCACCAUCACAGCUGUCGCCACAGAUGAACCGGAGACUAGCCGAAGCUCCUCUCGCUGCUCCUCCUCAAACCGGACCCCAUCUUUGGACACGUCUCUCAGUGGACCCCCUUCCCCCACUGGAGGAUCCUCAACUAUGAGCCUGGAGGCAGAAUUGAGUUUUCCAGAAAAACCUCCCAGGAAGAAGUGCACCACUCUGCUGAGGAAGAUGGAGAAGCUGAGGCUGAGGGGGGCAGGCAGCGGCCACAGCCGGACCCGCCAUGACAUCAGUGGGCCGGUUUUGGUCCGACACAAAGACAAGAUGUACAGGCAGCUUCGUCAGUUAAAUCUGCAGGUUCAGCCCAACAGCCACUCAUCUUCAUCACCUUCCUCUUCUCAUAACAUGAGUAGCAGCAGCAGUAGCACAAGCCAAUCAGAGAACAGCAGUACUGUCAGCACGCCCAGUCCUGUCACCCGAGUCAGAAGUAACUGCAAACGGUCCAACAGUGGGGUAGGGAUGCAAAGCGACAUGAGCCAGAACAACCAGAACCAGACAGAAACUGAGGUCUUCAGGAAUCAGGUCAACAACAAUAACAGCAGCAGCCUGGUCUUCCAGGUUCCUCACGGUCACAAACCAGGGACCUUCCCCACCUCCCUUGCCCACAAACACAUCAUCUCACCGAUCAUCGACAGCUCUUCUGUCAACUGGAGGACCGGCAGCUUCCACGGGUACAGGGGGCGGCACAGCAGCAGGCGUGGCACGCCAUCUCUAGAGGCAACUGACCAAGAUCCAACAAUCUCCUCAGGGAGGAUCAGUGCGCUGGAUCAUCGGCUGAGUGUCUACGACAAUAUGCCCAAUGACAACCAGCUGUCUGAGGGGGAAGGUGGCGGGAGUGAUGUGGAGAGGAUCAGCGAGGAAUCAGAGGUGAGUCCGCUGAUGGCAGCUGAAGAUGUUUUCUCCGCCCUUGACAGCGUUCUGGAGCGAAUCAAUGACCUCCAGCAGCUUGUUGUCUCCUGGUCUGAAAACAUUUCAGAGGAUGAUUGUCAGAGAGGCUCCUCCUCUUCCUCACAUAAUUCCCCAGCCCAUGGAUCCUCUGGCCCUUCUCCCUGCCCCUCCUCCCCCAGCCACAUCCACCUGGAGGUGCAGCAUCCAGAGGAGGAGGACGCCUCUGAGAAGGUAACUAAGGAGUCGAAGACCAGUGGAUCACAACAACCCAGAAGGAGGGUGAGUCGGCAGCUCUGCUGGUACGGCGAGCAGACCCUGGCCUCUUUGACCUCCAGUCCGGGUCUGGAGAGUCGCUCGGCUUCUCAGAUCCUCCAGCUGCAGAAACUUUCUCUGCUCAAACUCACCGCGCUGAUGGACAAAUACUACCCGUCCAGCAAGCAGGGAUGGAGCUGGACUGUUCCUAAAACUCUGACAAAGGCAAAGACGACAACAGAGGUGAAAGGACAACAGGUGUUCGGGGUUCCUCUGCUUGUCAGUGUCCAGCAGACAGGAGAACCUCUUCCUCCCUGCAUCCUCAGAGCACUGGUUUACCUAAGGACCGAAUGUUUGGACCAGUUGGGUCUUUUCCGGAAACCGGGCUUGAAGUCUCGGAUCCAGUACCUGCGUGAGACGGUGGAGUCUGACCCGGAGGGAUUUUCAUACGAGGGUCAGUCGGCCUUCGACGUGGCUGACAUGGUGAAGCAAUACUUCAGAGACCUACCUGAACCCAUCUUCACCAGUAAACUAUGCGGGACUUUCCUCCACAUUUUCCAAUACUUUCCGAAGGAUCAGCAGCUGGUCGCGGCUCAGGCAGCCAUAUUGCUUCUUCCUGAUGAGAACAGGGAGGCUCUACGGACGCUGCUGUUUUUCCUGCGAGACGUGGUAGCCUGUGUGGACGAGAAUCAGAUGACUCCAACCAACAUCGCCGUGUGUCUGGCUCCAUCGCUGUUCCACCUCAACACCAUAAAGAGGGACCCGCAUGCAGCCAGAUCGGGUCACAGGAAGUACAGUCUGGGUCGUCCAGACCAGCGGGACCUCAGUGAGAACCUUGCUGCUACUCAGGGGCUGUCGAUUAUGAUCGCAGAGGCCCAGAGACUUUUCAAGCUUCCAGAGUUUUGGCCUGGGCAGAGUUUAUUAGAGGACCCCCCUGCAGGAGGUGUAGAGGACCUGGAGGAAAGCAGAAGCAGGUUGCACCAGAUUACCCAGCAGCUGCUGAGCGACUCUGGAGAAAAGAGCGGAGGAUGGGAGAAGCACCCAGCUCUGGAGAACGUGGAGCUGGCCUUCAAAAAGAUGAACGACGGCUGCCCACUGUGGAUGUGGCGAGGCUCUGUAGAAGUGGACGCUCCACAGACGGACCUGCUUCACCGGCUGCUGAGGGAGCAGCAGCUGUGGGAGGAAAACCUGCGUCAGGCCGCCGUCAUCCGGAGUCUUUCCAAGGACAUGGAGGUGUACCGCUACACCCUCCAGGGCCAGGGCCACGAUUUGGGCUCGCAUCCCCCACAGGAGAACCUGCUGCUCAGAACCUGGCAGGCAGAUCCGUCCUGUGGGCCUCUGUACCUGUCCUCCAUAUCGACAGAGCUUCCUGAGGUCCAGGUGGAGGGAGUCAGGGUGAACGUCCACUGCUGCCUCUACUCGCUGGAACCCACGGGGGCCACCAAAACAAAACUGACACACCUCUGUCGAACAGAUACCAGGGGACGGUCCCCGGCUUGGCACUGUAAAGUCAGCGGACACCUUCUGGCCUCACGUCUGUUGGCGAUCAGAGACUCCUUCAAAGCAGACUAUAAAGAAACUAAAAUAUGAGUCUGUAUCGGACCAAACGCACUUUUGUUCCACGCAACAGAGUCAGACUGCCUCCAUUUUCAGGAGACGAGUUAAUAGAGUUCCUUUGAAAUGUUUUGGACCUUUAUAAAACCACUUCCUGGAGGCAGAGGAAGAAGCAGAGGAAAUACCUCCCCAGCAAGGACAAAGACAGGAAACGAGGACAAAUAACUUCAGGAAACAGACAUUUAACCCUCUUACACGUUUGGCAUGAGGGGAAUUGAACCAACAACCACAAAACCCCCCAUAUACAGCAGAACUAGAGGAGCUCACCAAGCAUCUUUUUCUUGCAGCAUAAAUGAAGAAACAAUGGUAGACCAGACGUUUAGCAGGGAAGUCCCAAGUGUGCUGUGGUUCUGCUCGGUGGGACGGCAGUAUCCUCAGCACAAAGACUUAUUCCCAGAGCAGCUCAGACUUCGCUAGAGUGUUCACAGAUGGGAUCUCACCAAGAAAGAACCAUCCAGAACAGGAGUAGGAUCCUGCAAGUUCAACGGCAUGGUUCUCCACUGGAAGAAAGCCGAUUCUAGAGUUCAGAUAUUUCUGAUGUUUUGUUCCUGAGUGACAAUACGAUUGAGAAGGGAAUCAAAAGGAUCAGGAUACGAUAUGCAGGAGCAUCUACAUUGGCUCAUGAACCAAAUGAAAAAUCAGCCUUAUUGGAAAGGAGAUUAAACUAACCCUUGGAGAAAAGAAGCCUGGAGUAAACAGUGUUCCUCCAUGUUAACACCCACAGUGAGCUGAGACGGAUGUCUCAGUGACCCUCCUGGACCUGAACUCUGACACUAAAAACUGCUAAAGGUGUAAAGCUAAAGCCUUCCAAACAUUUAGUUGCUCAAUGGGCAACUUUUAGAACGCGGCGGUUUGGUUUCUGUGUUUACAGCACAGCAACAAACCCCCAAAUUUAAGGUCAUACUGUGUUGUGCAUGAAAUAUUUUAAUAACUCCUUCUUUCCCUCUAUUUAAGUUAAAUAUUAAAUACAGAUGUUUUUUUAUUUAACUGCUAGCUUAAGGAAAAAAAUGGUAAGGUCUAAAUCUUAUCAAUGCCAAACAGCUAAUUAAAAUAUGUACUA
Cyprinodon variegatus (sheepshead minnow) is the source of this 4483-nucleotide messenger RNA. RefSeq names its product rho GTPase-activating protein 7-like. Gene Ontology annotation, biological process: signal transduction; actin cytoskeleton organization; regulation of Rho protein signal transduction. Gene Ontology annotation, molecular function: lipid binding; GTPase activator activity; protein binding. NCBI's taxonomy places the organism in Eukaryota, Metazoa, Chordata, Actinopteri, Cyprinodontiformes, Cyprinodontidae. The record is from RefSeq and is a predicted model, not a curated record. The coding region runs from base 85 to 3399 and encodes 1104 amino acids. The transcript has 17 exons.